GAUCAAAUCUCGUCUCCACUGUCCUGUUUCUACUUUCUCCCGGCCGUGAGUGAGUUUGUGUUUUGUUUUUGUUUUGUUUUGCAUUUAACGUUUACAAUAAUCCUCUUUAAACGUGACCCAGCGGAGAAUAGAUACACUUUAAUGAACCCGGACGUUAAGAAACAGCUGCAGAGCAUCACCUGACACGGCUGACGCCACAGAUGUUUGUGAAUGUGAGAAUGGACCUCCCUUACAAUCAGCUGAUGAAUGUGGAGCAGAGAAGACAAGACAACAGGAGAGCACUGCUGUACUCCAGGUGUCUGUUAUCACUGGCUACUUUAGCUACUAUGCUGCUGACCGCCAUGGCAGUCUACAACCUCCUGACCCCAAGGGUUGUCUCGUCCCACCGGGCUCCGAGCGGCAGCCUCCAUCUGCCUAAGGGCGAAUCCUGCUCCGACCCCUGCAAGUUUGUUUUGCUGGAGAGCAUCCCUGAAGGGCUGGAGUUCAACUCCAGCACCACUCACCCCUCCAUCUUCCAGGCCUGGCUCAAUCUGAUGGACGAGGCUCGCAGCAGCGUCGACAUCGCCUCCUUCUACUGGACGCUCACCAACAAAGACACCGGGACCCAGGAGCCGACAGCUUAUCAGGGAGAGACCAUCCUGAAAAAGCUUGCUGAGCUCUCAGGGAAGUUGUCUGUUCGUAUCGCAGUCAACACGCCACAGCAUCGUCAACCUCAGUAUGACCUACAGCUGCUCAAUAACUCAGGAGCCGACAUCAGGACGGUUAAUAUGAGAGAACUGACCACAGGCGUCCUUCACACCAAGUUCUGGGUGGUGGACAAGAAGCACAUUUACAUCGGCAGUGCCAACAUGGACUGGAGGUCCCUCACACAGGUGAAGGAGCUGGGUGCAGUGGUCUACAACUGCAGCUGUCUGGCUGCAGACUUGGGGAAGAUCUUUGAAGCCUACUGGUUUCUAGGUGAGAGUAAGUCCAUCCCAUCACCGUGGCCCAACAGUUUCUCUACCCUCUACAACAAGGACACGCCUCUCCAGCUGCCACUCAACAACACGCCAGCCAGCGUUUACCUGUCGAGUUCCCCUCCGUCCUUCUGUGCAGCUGGUCGAACUCCAGACCUUCAGUCCAUCCUCAGUGUGAUGGAGGACGCUCAGAGCUUCGUCUACAUCGCAGUCAUGAACUACCUGCCCACCAUGGAGUUUUCACAACCUAAAAGGUACUGGGCAGACAUCGACACCCAGCUGAGGAGAAUUGCAUAUGAGAAGCGUGUUAAAGUUCGCCUGCUCAUCAGCUGUUGGGCGAGCACUCAGCCUGUCAUGUUCUCCUUCCUCAAGUCUCUGGCCUCAGUGUAUGAUCCCAAGAGCAAACUGGACAUCCAGGUGAGGCUGUUUGUGGUGCCUGCCAGCGCAGAGCAGAAGGAGAUUCCCUACGCCAGAGUCAACCACAACAAGUACAUGGUCACUGACAAGAUAGCUUAUAUAGGUACAUCUAACUGGUCAGGUGACUACUUUGUGAGCACCGCAGGCUCAGCGUUGGUCGUCAACCAGACGGCAUCACAGUCUGUGGAGCCAACCAUCCAAUCACAGCUGAAGGCUGUUUUUGAGCGGGACUGGAGCUCCGACUACACCACUCCUCUCACCCAACACUCAAACCUCAAAGUUAUCUGUUAGUUACUACAAACUGUACAAAUGUUACAACGCCGUAGCUGCGCAAUCAUGAUGUUCACGUCUUGCCAUCCAAUAGCAUUAAAUAUGUACAAAGGAAACCACUGGAUGAAAACACUUGGUUCAAUGGGAGAUUUAAUAGAGAUAUAUGACCCUUAAAAAUGGAAAAUUCAAAAUGGCUGCAGCCAGUAGGACAUGUUGCACCGUUACAGCCAAAUAAACCAUCUGCCAAAGCCCCCAUGAUGGGCCAUGGCGCUACAUAAGAAGUUUUCACCCUCCUCAAUAAUGUGCUUUAAGUAUUUGAUGGGAAAAGGGACACAAUUUUCUCGAAUCAUCACAAAUGAUGAAAAACUUUUGCUAGCUAUUGAAGUUGACCAAGCAUUCAGACUACAUGAGUGUGUAAUAAAUCAGAUUUGUUUGUUAAUUUACUGUGCAAUAACGUCAGAUGAACACCAACACAUGCCCAACUUUUGUAACAUGUCACCAGCAGAGAUAAAGAAGGAAAGACUAAUGUCACCUUUAAAACAAAAACCCUUUAGGUGUCACUAAUCCAUCAUCAAGGUCACUGACAGCUCCUUUUGUUCUGUUAUACUCCUUUUCUUAUGUGGAAAUCCAUCCUCUAUGGUUUUUGUUUUUUUUAAUCCGACCUCAUCUCAGGGAGUAAAUAUUGUGUGUUUUCUGACUGGAUCAUUUAAAUUAGCUGGAAUCAGUGGUGUGCUGUGAAUAAGCUUUUUUUUUUUUAAUACUCAAGUCUUCAGAAAUGUUUCAGUUUUAUUCCAUUCAUCAAACAAUUUGAAUUUCCACUGUGUGGAGUGAUGUUACAAUUAUAAGUAAAGAGAUGGUUGUUAUCUCCUUAUCAAUAAAUUACUCUGAUUUUUGA
Molecule: messenger RNA, 2538 nt
Organism: Solea solea (common sole)
Lineage: Eukaryota; Metazoa; Chordata; Actinopteri; Pleuronectiformes; Soleidae
Gene: pld3
Product: phospholipase D family, member 3
Exons: 12
Coding region: 201-1664 (487 amino acids)
Molecular function (GO): catalytic activity
Source: RefSeq, a predicted model, not a curated record